GUCAAGAUCCCUUCAGUCCUAGCAGACUGGGUUCCCGAUCAGAUUCUCUCUCAGACACCAGGCCUCACUUGGAAGCAGAAGAUAAGACCGGAUGAGCUCGGGAGAAGCCCAUGGGUGUCCCUGAGGGGGCCCAAGCAUUUGCUGCCGUGCUGCUCUGCAUGGAAAAACAAGGCUGGGUGGGGGAUGGCAGGCCUGUUUGCACACCGCACUGUUCAAACAGACUCCCCUGCCGCAGACACCUGUGCGGUGGAGGACAGGGCAGGCAGUGCCAGGGGAUCUCACCUCUUCCAACUCUCGCCGCAGCCACCCUGACAGCUGCUGCAGAGUCCUGGCCACAUCAUGCCCCGUGCUGGGGUCUGCAGCUGCUGGGGUGGCCAAGUCUUGCCCCUGCUCCUCGCCUAUAUCUGCUACCUGCUGCUUGGGGCCACCAUCUUCCAGCUGCUGGAGAAGCAGGCAGAGGCUCAAUCCAGGGACCAGUUCCAGCUGGAAAAGCUGCGCUUCUUAGAGAACUACACCUGCCUGGACCAGCAGGCCCUGGAGCAGUUUGUACAGGUCAUCCUGGAAGCCUGGGUGAAAGGCGUGAACCCCAAAGGCAACUCCACUAACCCCAGUAACUGGGACUUCGGGAGCAGCUUCUUCUUUGCGGGCACAGUGGUCACUACCAUAGGUUAUGGGAACCUGGCCCCCAGCACGGAGGCAGGGCAGGUCUUCUGUGUCUUCUACGCCCUGAUGGGAAUCCCACUCAAUGUGGUCUUCCUCAACCAUCUGGGCACAGGGCUGCGUGCCCACCUGACCACACUGGACAGGUGGGAGGAGCACCCCAGGCAUUCCCAGCUCCUGCAGGUCCUGGGCCUGGCACUGUUCCUGACCCUGGGGACCCUGGUCAUUCUCAUCUUCCCACCCAUGUUCUUCAGCCACGUGGAGGGCUGGAGCUUCCGCGAGGGCUUCUACUUUGCCUUCAUCACCCUCAGCACCAUUGGCUUCGGGGACUAUGUUGUCGGCACAGACCCCAGCAAGCAUUACAUUGCUGUGUAUCGGAGCUUGGCAGCCAUAUGGAUCCUCCUAGGGCUGGCGUGGCUGGCGGUGCUCCUCAGCCUGGGAUCCCUGCUACUGCACAGGUGCUCCCGGCUCUGGCAGCUCAUCAGAGGCCUGGACCUUAAGGAUGGAGCAGCCCCGGACUCUGAGCCCAGAUCACAGAAAAUCCCCAUCUCUGCAUGAGACCCAAGUGUCCCGACCUCCCCAAACCCAUGACAUUCCCUGCCCUUCCCCUUUCUUCUCAACCCACACACUACCCAGCAACCCUCCAGAGAGAGAAAGGAGACAGAUGCACCUACAAAAUAACUGAGUGCGGAAUGAGGAGACAAAAAUCAGAGAUCUGCGUGGAUGGAGAUGUGAAGGUUGCCCCCGGAACUUUUCCCUGUCUCCCAAAGAGAACCUGGAGAAGUUAAACUGGGCACAGAUCAUGGUGGCCAAGUCACUACUGCCGUCUUAACAUAGUCACAGGAGCCCUUAUACUGCAAGCAAAGGCGGACUUGAUUUUUGUAUUAUUUACUACAUACACAGUAGGCUAUUAACAGAUCCCUACGAAGUGGGCCACACUGUGCCUGGCUCUAGGGCUUUCACAGUGCUGCCUUCUGCCUUCACUGUGUCGUCAGUCUUGAAGGAGCCCCAAGGCAGCAUCCUCACCCUUGGUAGGAACAAACCUGGGGAGAAUGAAAGUUCAGGGCAGUGGCUGGACGAGGGGAGCUGGACACACACAUCUGGGGAUACAGGAAGCUGUCCUCAGGAGUCUCAGCUGAGGAACAAGAACGCUGCCAGUCAGAAUUCUCCAGCUCUCCUAGCCCACAGGUGGCGAGGAAUCCUAGAACAACAUGAGGGACCCCCUAUUCAGGUGUCCCACCACUUUCCUGAACAUGACCUCCCCGACCCUCAGAGCACACUUAGACCUCUUUACUGCCCCUGAGAAGCUGAGGGGUGGGGCUUGGGCAGCAGAUCCCAAGAGCCUCAGAGACCAUGAGCUCCCUUGGGGCAUGGACUCCCACGGGAACACCCUCCAUCCGAGCCUGGUCCUUCUGCCAGACUGUGACACUGUAAGUCAGAAGGGAGGAAAAGGUUUGGCCCAGACUCACAGGAUUAGGAACUAAUUUUUGUUUGGACUUCCUUUACUUCUCCAGUGGUAGGGGGGUUCCCAUGUUCUGUGUCUUGUUCAGAGCAUUAAGGGUCGGGGUGGGACUGUGAGCCCCAGAGGGUGAGGGGAGUCUCAGGGACGGAUCCACAUUGGCAGAGGGUUCCCAGCACUCAAGUCUUACUUCCAUCCAGGAAAGGAUUGAAAUCUGCCGUCUCCGACCCCUCUCCACAUGCUGGACCCUACCUCUGUUCUGGGAUGGAGAUACAGGGACUUCCCUCCAAAGCAGCAAGGGAAGUCUGGCUCCGGUUCUCUUGCCUGCUAGCCUCCCAACCCCGGAACAGCACAGACAAACCAUACCCAACUGUGCCCCUCCCACCCCCGUUUUUUAAUUCUUUUAGUACACUGGCUGUAGGGAGAUCUAGGGUGAUACAAGCAAGCGCUUGAAGAAAGUCCCCGGCCCCUCAGCGUAGGCAGGA
This is a messenger RNA of Apodemus sylvaticus (European woodmouse), 2604 nucleotides long. RefSeq names its product potassium channel subfamily K member 16-like. Gene Ontology annotation, cellular component: membrane. The record is from RefSeq and is a predicted model, not a curated record. Gene Ontology annotation, biological process: stabilization of membrane potential; potassium ion transmembrane transport. Gene Ontology annotation, molecular function: potassium ion leak channel activity. Lineage: Eukaryota; Metazoa; Chordata; Mammalia; Rodentia; Muridae. The coding region runs from base 340 to 1218 and encodes 292 amino acids. The transcript is spliced from 5 exons.